Molecule: messenger RNA, 648 nt
Organism: Symbiodinium pilosum
Lineage: Eukaryota; Dinophyceae; Suessiales; Symbiodiniaceae
Source: the annotation of a GenBank genome assembly
AUGACCGAGCACAUGGAUCCCGUUCAGCAGCAGGAGCUGGCUUUCUUUGACAAAAUCAUGUCCAGUGGGAAGCAGGCAGCUGAAUCGACGGACAAGAAGGAUGAGGGUACGCCUCUCAAAUAUCCUCGAUCAAACGAGAAGGGCAACGGCGGCGGCAGAGGAAAGGGAAACGACUGGAAACCAGCACCCAGCAGCAAGUCGCACUCCAGCCAUGAUGGGCACGCCAAUCAGGACUGGCAAAGCUGGGGAUGGAGCAAAGACGGGAGUGACUCCAAAUCUGGAGAUCGCAUUGCUGCGCUGGAGCAGCAGGUGUCCCUUCUUUCGAGGAUGGCCUCACGCCAUGAGGAUGGGCUAAACAUGCUACGCGCAGAAGUAUCCUUCGUAAUCCACGCCAAGAUCGGACGCGAGUCCAGCAUUGUCGGAUCCUUGUACCGCGUUCAGGCGAUGAAGAAGAACCACCGGGUUGAGCGGCUGCCAGACGACGAAGCGCAACUGGGCGAGUUCAAGGCUCAUGGAUGGAUCUCCGAGGAUCUGAACUUCUGGCCGGCGCUGGCAUGGGACUCGGACUCGAAGAAGCCUCUUCCAGUGAAAAGUCACCGGGGCUUGCCUAGUGCCAUGUUGGUGGACCACCUCAAGGCCGUGAUCUGA